AUGACUUCGCCAUUUGGCACAUCGACGCAGAGCUCGACCCCAGCCGUCUCCAAUCCAUUCGCGCCAAAGCCGAAUCCCUUUGGCCAGAAUGGCAGCGGCACCUCUGCAUUUGGAGCGAAACCUAAUCCUACCAAUCCAUUUGCCCAGGUUACGACAGCGGCGAGCAAUGCGAAUGGCGCGCCAAACCCUUUCGCACCCAAGCCGUCAGUGAAAGCUGCCGAGAACGGCAAACAGUCAUCAACGCCGACAUGGGGGAAAAAAGCAAAUGGAUUACAGCCCUCUUUCAGUCAAUUCGGUGGCAAGACUGGAGCUUUCACAAAGCCCGAAGCUAGAGUGAAUCAGACAACCGCGUCAGCUUUCUCCAGCACACAACCAGGAACCGGGUCACUGCCUAGGUCAAACGAUCCCCACGCGAAAAAGAUUUAUGAACAGUUACGGCAGGAUGGCAUCGCGCCUCCAGCAUGGCCGUCACAGCCUGGCGAUCCCCAAAACAAGGUCGAAAUGGCCAAGUUUCGCGAGCAGUAUGAGGAUUACCGAAGCAAAGUGCGAGCUUCGCUCACACGCGCCGGUCUGAUCGACGAUGCCAAGAAACGAAAAAAACUGAAAGAUGCAAUUGACUUCAAAGGUAUCUGCGAAGAUAUGUGUCCAGAGUACGAGAAAAUUACAAGAAUCACAGAGCACGAUAUUCCAACACCAGAGAAGGAUCCGAAGACGACCUUUGCCAGCACAACGCGGAUGGUCAAGAAGCUCGCGCGAUCUGCCGCCGGCCAAGAAGCACCUUUACCGAUGGAUGUGAUGUCUGUACCAACGUUGCGAAAGACCCUCAAAUAUCUUGUGGAUGACCUGUUGCGAAACGACGAAAACCUGCCCGCCCUACAUGGUUAUCUUUGGGACCGAACGCGAGCGAUUCGACGAGAUUUCACCUUCUUCUCAGCUCCGAGCAUCGAAGAAAUGCACAUUCAAGCAUCGGUACUGGAAGAUAUUGCACGGUUUCACGUCACAGCUCUGCACUUGCUCUCUGAAGCUGGAAAAGCGCCGGAAGACUUUGUGGAACAGCAGGAGCUGGAGCAGCUGGGUAAAGCUCUCUUGACGUUACGUGACAUAUACGACGACUGUAACGCACAAGGCUCUCCCUGCGAGAACGAGGCCGAGUUUCGAGCUUACCAUUUGCUAUUCCGCGCCAACGACCCUAAUAUUCUCGAAAAUGUGCAACCGAGUCUCUGGGACUUUGACAUCAUCAGAACUGCGGUUUCGCUGGUCGAAGCUCUGCAGAAUACGUCAAAUUUUCAUGGUCCGUUGGUCGAUGGCCCAUCCCUCGCCGCAGGUGGCGCUCACAACGUCUACUUUACAAUCGUGAAGGAUAGUUCGGUGUCUUACACCAUGGCGUGCUUUGCAGAAUGCCAUUUUCCUCAGCUGCGCCGCUCGAUCCUACGUUGCUUGAAGAAAGGCCUCUCACGGCCGAGAGAACCGUCGCGGGAUGUAACAGCAGCAGCACUCAACAGACACUUGCAAUUCGACACGGUACAGCAGGCAAUCGACUUUGCCAGGCUACACGAUAUUGAGUUCCAGCCCAGCCAGCAGAACCCUGCAGAUCCGAGUCUCAGUUGUGCCAUACUCUACAAUUCAUCGAGUUUGCCGCACCACCGACUCUCACAUCAGUUUUCACAGACUCUUGUUGAGGACAAGCGAGGGUCCCGGUCCUUGCCCGAGGUCAUACAGAACACCGUUUUCAAAGACACGCCGACACCAGGGAAACGGGAGACCUCACUUGCUCAGGAGGGCAGCCUCUUCGUACAAGACGAAACCGCGAAGCCGCCGUUUAGCAUGCCCCCGCCUUCGAAUAACCCCUUCAGCGGUUUCGGUAGACCGACAAACGGAAACACGAUGGGCGGCCCCCUGGCAAAAGCCACGGCCGCAGCCGAUCAAGACAAACCAAGGGUCUUCGGGCAAGGUGCAACCCCUUUUAAAAUAGCACAACCUUCAGCAUCUACGUUUGAUAAAAGCGCUGCUGAGAGAACUACGCCUGCACCUAGCAUUGGCAGCACUCAGCAAAACAACCCAUUUGCUACAGCUCCGGCCUCAUUAACGCAGACUGUGUCUAGUGAGACGGUCGCCAAGGAGAGCUCUGCUGCCAAGCCAGGUCCCGAUGCCGAAUUCGACGCAAAAUUGGAGACAAAUUUUGCAAAGACGAAAACAGGCCAAGUGCAGGCUCCAGCAACAGCAACAGCAGUCAAUGCAAAGACCUCUGUUGGCUUUGGCGCCAGCCCAAUCGCGCCAAAACCUUUGACCACCACCGCUACUGCUUCGCCGGCUAAGCCUUUGCCUACUUCGGGCUUCUCCGGCUUUAACCCAGAGGCGUCGACGGCCCCGACAGUGGCAUCAUCUAUGCCGCAGAGUACUUUGCCCGCUUUCGCUGGCCUCGCACCGCAACCGCAGCAGAAUAAGCCACCUGAGGCGGCCAAGAGCUCGACCCCGCCAGGCUCACCCACGCAAGCAAGUCCAAUCACACAAUCUGCAUUUACGAAAACGCCAACCCAGCUAGGGGUGUUUGCACCGACAAGCAAGCCAAACUCAACCGUCAAUUCAUUCACUCCCCCGUCAAAUCCUCCGGCGUUUCUAGCUAGCACAACUCCGCCCGCUAUAGCCCCGUCAGUUGCAGCCCCAUCGCAACCACCAAUUCCUCCACAGCCCAAACGUGAUCGACUAUUAGACUUCACAAGAUGGUUUGUGGAGGGUGAUGGUGGAUUGAUGACCGAGUUCCAGCAGCAUUUCUUGGAUGGACUACUCACGCCCGUCUUUCUGGGCUGGCAGCAGAAGGCAGAAGAGAAGCUGCGACUCGAGGCGGAAGCGCGAGACAACGCUACCGCAGACGACUUCAGGCACCGUUCCUUGUCCUUGAGAUACUUUUACCGGUGGAAAACUCACGCAAGAGAAAAGCGCCUCAAGUUUCUGCGUCGUAGUGGGCGCGAUCAGCUUAGGGACUUUUAUCGGGCUCAGCAGAGGUCUUCACGCAUCCCACAAGCCACGCCCAAAUCCCAGCCCAAAGUUGCGCCCGUUCCGCAGCCGAAUCACGAGCAGGCUCUUAUGGAGGGUCUCCGCCGAAGCCAGGCUAGGAAACGCUUCAUCCCGCCCCCGACGCCAUCCACUGUGGAUGUUAUUGGAAACAGAGACUCUGCCGCGGCCAUCGGGCGCCACUUCAAUCUGCCCGCAUCCCAGAGCGGUAUGUCUUCUCCAGCGCGGUCACGAUCGAGCUCCGUUUCGAGAGGAGGCUCCAAGACUAGGGCGCUUCGAGAGGAACUUCUUGGCUCGGGUGCUGGAUGCUUCCGCCGCUCUCUGCCCUCGAUUGCCUCUAGUGAAGAUUCGAGAUCCGAAAGCGUGCGAAGCAGCAAGGUCUCGGAGCGAUGGCGACUGAAAGCCAUGGGCAUCGUCCAGCUCCCUGACGGCACUGCCGUGCCGGAGAGCCUCAUGAAUGACCGGCGAUUUAACCCUCUCAGCCGGUCAUCAUACAGAGCCUCUUCGAUUGCCAGUGUGUCAUCCCGACGGCCAUCAAUUAGCAGCAUCCCGCCGCCGCCUCCCUUCUCGAGCGCUAGGAACGGCGCGACUCCUCUGGCUGUAUUUGAGGAUUCGGCCGGUAGUAAGAGGAAGCGGGCAAGCGAGGGCAGCGCAGAGCCAAUGGAGCUAGACGACGGAUUGGCGUCAAACGGCCACAAGCGCGUCAUGAGCGAUGCUAGAAAUGUGGCCAACGAUUUGCGCAUUCUGCGAGAGGAACUUGAGGAAGGGACGAUGUGGUAUAGGUCACAUAAUGAGCGUCUACAUACCGAGAUUACGAGCAGAGCUGCAACUCCAAUGGAUGGCAACUUUUAG
Molecule: messenger RNA, 3864 nt
Organism: Cordyceps militaris CM01
Lineage: Eukaryota; Fungi; Ascomycota; Sordariomycetes; Hypocreales; Cordycipitaceae
Product: MCM3-associated protein
Exons: 2
Coding region: 1-3864 (1287 amino acids)
Biological process (GO): mRNA export from nucleus
Cellular component (GO): cytoplasm; nucleus; transcription export complex 2
Source: RefSeq, a predicted model, not a curated record